AUGGUAAGUCAGGCGAUAAAAGGAGUUGAUCAACCACGAGCUCAAUGGUAUUGGAAAUCAAAUUCUGAUCCAUGGUCAACAAAUGGAAAAAAAGAAUGGACAAAAUAUGCUGAUAUCGAAUCAGCGAUUAUCGAAGAAGCAUUUAAUCAAAAGAAUAAAACAAAACUAGCUGAACUGGAGAAUUAUUCGAUUAACUUAAACGACUGCAUUCAAAUCAGUAAAUCGGAUCCAAAUGAACAACGGCAAAUAAAACGGGUUCUAACUAGUGGAAAUGAAAGUCCAGGUUUAAGAGAAGAAAGAUUCUUUUUCCCACCAGCAUUGAGUAAAACGUUCAAUGAUGACUGGGGCAAAGAAACUUAUAUUUUUCUUUCACAGUGGAAGAAAGACAAGGAACUUUCUGACGCUGAAAUAGUAGAGCAGGCAGCGAAUGGAAUAAUUAUCGAAGGAAAACAACUAGGAAAACAUCAAGGUUUAAAAACGGGAGAUUCGUAUCAGCAAUUUUAUGAAAUUUGGGUUUUUCUGGAUGUUGCUGGCAAUACAAUUGAAAGAGUUAAACCUGCUGUUGAUGAGAAUACGGCAAAGUAUGAGACAUACAAUGCAGACUUAGAGGCAAUGGAAGAUACAUUUCGAAAAGUAGCAGAGGCGAGUGAGAUUGAAGGAUGGGCGUUAAUGAUACAUAGAAAACAUCGCGUGGUUGAACAAUUACGCGAAUCAAGAAAUGAGGAAAAUGCUGAUCUUAAUACCAUGUUUCCGAAUAAAGUUGUGAAACCUUCAACGAAUUUAGAUCACAUCAAAUAA
Didymodactylos carnosus is the source of this 798-nucleotide messenger RNA. NCBI's taxonomy places the organism in Eukaryota, Metazoa, Rotifera, Eurotatoria, Philodinida, Philodinidae. The record is from the annotation of a GenBank genome assembly.